GGGGAAAUAGGACUGGACGUGCUCUUCUGGUGAACCGGCCGCCUCUCGCUUAUGCAUCCUGAGCAUUUGCCAUUAUUUACCCAGGAGUAAGCCGCCCUGAUUUUAAGGCGUCUUACUCCCAAGCAAGUGUCGCAGUAAAGGGGGAAGACCAAAGCCAAUCGACAGUGCAGGAACAAAUCAUCCCCAAUGUUGCCCUGCGCAAAAGGAACGGGUUGAAGUCCGUGGAGCUGGGCUUGGAGAACCUCUCGCCUUCUGGACUAACAAUUCCCAUCAGUCCCAGUUUGCAUAGCAGCUGGGAGUCCAGUAGCCUGGAUGCCCAUAGGCUCUCCAGCCCCUGCAGGGAGACCUGCACGCACAGGGUCGCGGUGAUCAAGAGAUCGAGAGCCGUCGCUCUUUUGCACCACGGGCCCCCCUGAUAUUGCGGCCACCGCCAGCUUCUUUGGCCGCGAUUGCUGCAAGCAGCCCACGGACGCCGUCGGUUCCCUAAGUGGGGAAUCAGCUUUCAGAGGGGAAGUUGCGACAGUCAGAGCCAAAGGUGCUGCUGUUGCUGCCGCCACCUUAAAAGACGACAUAGAAUUGUCGGUGCAGUUUGCACAGCGGGGGUGAAAUCAUAGAAGCUGUCGGGGCAACGGCAGCGCGCGCGCGCGCGCCCCCUGGCUUACCUACCCAGCGGUUUUGCUCGACGGUUGUUGAGCUGCAACUGGUCGGAGGUCGACCUGAUGGCCACCAGCUCCAAACCUCUCCAGCCCGUCACUCACGUCAUUUUUGACCUGGACGGUACCCUUCUGAAUACCGAAACCCUUUACACCGAAGUGAUGAAUGAUGUGUGCGGCCGCUACGGGAAGCAGUUCACUUGGGAGGUGAAAUCCUCCAUCAUGGGCAGAAGGGAAGCGGAAGCGGUGGUGAUGAUCCAAAAGGCCCUGGACCUCCCCAUCAGCCCUGACCAAAUCAUGGAAGAAAGUAAGAAGAAGAAGAAAGAGUUGUUCCCCAAAUCUGUGUUUUUGCCAGGCACAGAAAAACUAAUCCGCCAUUUGCAUCAGCACAAGAUACCCAUCGCUGUGGCCAGCAGCUCCAUUAAAGAGUCUUUUGACAUGAAAACAGCCCACCACCAGGCCAUAUUUCAAUUAUUUCACCAUAUUGUGCUGGGAGAUAACCCGGAAGUGAAGGCUGGCAAGCCAGCGCCUGAUAUUUUUCUGGUCUGCGCAAGGAAAUUUGACCCUCCGGCCCCUCCAGAAAAGUGCCUCGUGUUUGAAGAUGCGCCCAACGGGGUCAAGUCAGGUGUAAGUGCCGGCAUGCAAGUGGUCAUGGUUCCGGAUGAACACCUGGCGAAAGAGUUAACCAAGGAAGCAACCCUGGUCCUCCCCUCCAUGAGUGACUUCAAGCCAGAAAUGUUCGGCUUGCCAAAAUUUCAAUGAGGGAUACAGUUUCAUGUUGACUGCGUUAAUCUUGCCAUAUUGGAGAAAAUAGCAAACUCCUUAUUUUUUAUUAUUAAAAAGCUCAUCAGCCCUAUUAUAAGUUA
Molecule: messenger RNA, 1519 nt
Organism: Podarcis raffonei (Aeolian wall lizard)
Lineage: Eukaryota; Metazoa; Chordata; Lepidosauria; Squamata; Lacertidae
Product: pseudouridine-5'-phosphatase-like
Exons: 1
Coding region: 720-1415 (231 amino acids)
Molecular function (GO): phosphatase activity
Source: RefSeq, a predicted model, not a curated record